Messenger RNA from Selaginella moellendorffii, 1395 nucleotides. RefSeq lists its product as uncharacterized. The transcript is spliced from 5 exons. The coding region runs from base 22 to 1041 and encodes 339 amino acids. Lineage: Eukaryota; Viridiplantae; Streptophyta; Lycopodiopsida; Selaginellales; Selaginellaceae. The record is from RefSeq and is a predicted model, not a curated record.
GCAAUUCAAAUCCUCAGAAAAAUGCGCAGCAAGAAGCGGCCAUGGCGAGAAACUCCUGCUUUAGAGGGUCAAGAGGAUGAUUCAAAGCUGCCGCUCUCUCUACUGGAUCGCGCGGUGCCGUGGAAGGCACAGUCAUGGAAGCAAAUGGCGGGUAUUGGCGGGCUAGCCGGCGAGUUUCGGGUUGGAACCUCGGGCUACAUCUACAAGCACUGGAGGGGUGUCGUGUAUCCCCGGAGUUCGGCUCAGAAGGACUGGUUUCGACUCUACACGAAUCUGUUCGACACGGUGGAGAUCAACAACACGUUUUAUCGCCUUCCAGAGCGCAAAGUUUUUCAGGAGUGGCACGAUCAAGCUCCAGAGAAUUUUUGCUACGCUCUCAAGUAUAGUAGGUUUGGAACACAUAUGAAGCGCCUUAAAGACCCCGAGAAUCACGUAAACUUGUUUCUCGAUCGCUCGGUUCCACUCCACGCAACUUGUGGACCAGUUCUAGUGCAGCUGCCACCGAAAUUCAAGCUGGAAUUGGAGCGGCUGAAGGAAUUUCUCGACAGGCUUCCAACAAAUAUCCGCUGGGCGGUCGAAGUACGAGACUCGAGGUGGCUAUGUGACGACGUCUACGAGCUUCUCAAGCAGCACAACGUCGCUCUCUGCAUCCACGACCACGAAGACAUAGUUGACAAGCAUCCAAAGGCAAGCCUUUCUGGUUUCGCGCUCCUGCUCGGUCGUUUUCCACCGAAAGGAUGCAAGAACUUUUCUCUUGUUCUUGUUCCAGGUGAUUACCGCCAGCUGGUUGUACCUGAGAUUCCAUGGAAAGAACUAUCAGCACUGCUACACAGCCCAAGAGCUGGACCACAGCAGCACUUGGAUCCGCGAGCAGCUUGCCAAAGGACUGGACGUGUUUGCUUACUUCAACAACGAUGCCGACGGGAAUGCUGUGACCAACGCACUGGCUCUACGCAAUCUCGUCUGUGGUGGCUCCUCCAGUGCGUGACUUUCCGCCGGAAACAGUACAGUCGCUUUUGGAAACAGUUUUGGAAGAGCUGAGAUUGAUCCGCUCGCACUCCUCCACCACCAAGAAAUCCCGGCGGGGACGCAGAUCCUUCGAAGAAAAAACGAGCUUUCUUCCGACAGUGGUAAACAAACUACGGCGCUUUUCUCUUUCUUGUGAUCGCGGGUUUGCUGAAUCGUGAAGCUUAGUGGAAAGCGAAGCGUGGAGUAAAGCGCCAGGAAAUUCGUGAACUUUUUAUUUUGGUGGGGAUGGAUGAGCACAGGAUCAAGCCAACAUUCUUCUACCGCGCGAAAAGUUUACUUUAAACUUUUGAAGUGUUUGUGUGCGUAACGUUUUUGCCACGUGCUCUGACCAAUGAUUUACUCGGAGUGGAUCUCCGCCGUUGGCUA